Juglans microcarpa x Juglans regia is the source of this 1800-nucleotide messenger RNA. RefSeq names its product gibberellin 2-beta-dioxygenase 8-like. Lineage: Eukaryota; Viridiplantae; Streptophyta; Magnoliopsida; Fagales; Juglandaceae. The transcript has 7 exons. The record is from RefSeq and is a predicted model, not a curated record. Bases 432 to 1460 code for a protein of 342 amino acids.
CGAUCUUUCUGGACUACACUCAUACACGCACUACUAGUCUCUAUCCCUUUGAUCUCUCGCUAUCUUAUAAACCCAGCCAGACUGCAGCUUCUCUUUAUCCUUCCUAGCUAGCUGCAUAACUAGCACAUGCUAAAAUCACUUAAAAAUCCAGCACCUAACAUAUUUUCUUUCUUUAUUUACUUCGUGGUUUAAUUUGUUUGAUCCCUUUAUCAUUGCGGUCAACAGAGUCGACGUCCGAGUCUGGUACUGAUCAUCAGCGCCUUUCCAUAACAAAGACGAAAGCGAUGAUGCUGAUCAAUAAUUCAGCUUCAUUCCAAUCACUUGCCAAAUUUCCGUGCAUUGCAGAUUGGAAGAAGCAUUAAUGGUGGAGUACACAACCUGUUGGAGCCGCCUCUAAUUAAACCAGCUGCUUUCAGCCGCUAAUCAUCAACAUGGACGCGGACCCACCAUUUCACAAGGCCUACGAGAACCUCUUCGACAAAACUACCAAAAACAUUCCGCAGGAGGACCUCCUCAAUAAAAAUGAUAACAAGCUUUUCAUCGUCGAGGAAUGCGAGCUUCCUAUUAUCGAUCUCAGCCGCUUGAACCUCAGUGAACUGGAGAAAGAGAAGUGUAAGGCAGAGAUAGUGAGGGCUUCAAAAGAAUGGGGUUUUUUUCAAGUUGUGAAUCAUGAAAUUUCUAGUAAAAUUUGGGAGAAGAUAAGACUUGAGCAACAAAGGAUGUUCAAACAACCAUUCGAUAAGAAGAUCAAAGAGGACAAAUACUUAAAACAUUCAGCUGGAAGCUACCGUUGGGGCACACCUUCAGCAACAAAUCUAAGCCAGUUAUCAUGGUCAGAAGCUUUUCACAUUCCUUUGGUGGAUAUUUAUAGCUCAUCGGGUGGCUUCGACAGUACUCUCGGUACAAUAGUGCAACAGUUUGUUACGGCAGUAUCGAAUUUGGCACAAAAACUAGCUGAGAUCUUGGCUGAGAAAAUGGGUCACGAGUCAACUUUCUUUCAAGAAAAUUGUUUGCCAAGCACUUGCUAUCUUCGAAUGAAUCACUACCCACCUUGCCCAAUCGCUCUAGAUGAUCAGGUAUUUGGUCUAACGCCACACACUGAUAGUGACUUCCUCACAAUAUUGCAUCAAGACCAGGUUGGUGGACUGCAAUUGGUGAAAGAUGGGAAAUGGAUUGCGGUUAAACCUAAUCCAGAGGCUCUUAUUAUCAACAUUGGAGACUUAUUUCAGGCAUGGAGCAACGGUACGUAUGUGAGUGUAAAACACCGUGUGGUGACAAACCCAGUAGUAGAACGAUUUUCCACUGCAUAUUUCUUUUGUCCAGCAUAUGACACUGUAAUACAGAGUUGCUGUGAACCUGCAAUCUACAAAGAGUUCAGCUUUAGGGAAUAUAGGCAGCAGGUCCAAGCGGAUGUUCAAAAAUUGGGUUCCAAAAUAGGACUUGCUAGAUUUCUUGUUUAAAGGCAAUACCCCAAGAAUGUUGCAUGCAUGCAUCUACUAAGUUAUAAUGAUGUUGAUAUAUAUAUAUAUAUAUAUAUAUAUAUAUAUAUAUAUAUGUAUGUAUAUAGUAGAGAGAAAUAUUAAAUCUAGCACUACUUCGAACUGCAAAAUAAGAAAGGCAUAUAUGCAUGGUAGUUCUCAGUUUGCAUGAUUGACUGCAAUGUGAACAAAAAACUUUUGGAUGUUUUUGUUGAGGGCCGCAGUUUUUGAUCUUAACAUGUCAUGCCUACAUCAGGGUUCUGUAUAUAUGUAUGAUCAAUAUUCUUAUAUCUGUCUAUAUUAUAUAGAAGCUUAAUUAAUG